AGGAUGUCUGAUGAAGUGACCUAUGCAACACUGAUGCUUCAGGACUCUGCAAGAGUGAGAGGGAAUCAGGAUGGAAAUAACCUGAGUAAAGAAGUACAGGGGCAGAUGUUCCAGGAGUUAAUUGGAGCUGGAGCCUCAUAAGGAGAUCUCUGGCAUCUUCAUUUGAGUCACAUCCUUCAGCACAAAGUAGACCUUCAAGACACCUAGCUCAAUCCCCACUUUGGCGAGGAGCUGCUUUGAGCUUGAUGACCAUCUGCUUGGUGCUGGUAACAGGACUGGUGACCCUGGCAACUAUGUUUUUGCAGGUAUCUAAUGACAUUAACUCUGAUUCAGAGAAGUUGAGUCAACUUCAGAAAAUCAUCCAUCCACAACAGGACAAUCUGUCUGAACCACUAAACAGCUCCAGAAAGAGUCUCGCAGAGGAAUCUCUCCAAUCCCAGAUCUCUGCCCUCCUGGAGAGGCAGGAGCAGAUGGCUGCCAAACUCUGCAAGGAAUUCCUCAUCCACACAUCUGACCAUAAAUGCAAUCCUUGUCCCAAGACAUGGCACUGGCAUGGAAACAGCUGCUACUAUUUCUCAAUUAAUGAAGAGAAAUCCUGGCAUGAUAGCAGAAAGGACUGUAUGGACAAGAAUGCCACUCUGGUGAAGAUUGACAGCAUCGAAGAAAGGGAUUUCCUUCAGUCACAGCUGUCUCUCAUGUUUUCAUUCUUUUGGCUGGGAUUGUCCUGGAACUCAUCUGGCAGAAACUGGCUAUGGGAGGAUGGUUCAUUUCCCCCUCCAACCCUGUUUAGUGAUAAGGAGCUUGCCAGUUUCAAUGGAUCCAGAGAGUGUGCUUAUUUUGAAAGAGGGAAUAUUUACAUAUCUCGCUGUAGUGCUGAAAUUUCCUGGAUUUGUGAGAAGAGAGCCUCCCUGGUGAAGAUUGAAGAUUUGGAUUAAUCUGACUCUCCCAAGUUUAUCCAGAAGUAAAGGCCUAUUGCACACCCAUGCAACAGAGGAGGAAGCUACAAUGUAUGAGCCAAAAACCAACUAAAAAUCAACUGUGUACUUAAACUAUCCCACAGACAAACCUGCUUCACAGGACAUUUUCCUCCUCACUGUCUGCUUCCCUCCGACCUGGUGCUCUCAUUACUUAGCUCUUAAACGAUGUCGAGUACCCAGGAAGGUACAUGUCUUCCUGGUCUGUCUGUCAAUAAACAUGCUUUAUCCUUACACGUC
Mastomys coucha (southern multimammate mouse) is the source of this 1214-nucleotide messenger RNA. It is a transcript of the gene Clec12b, whose product is annotated as C-type lectin domain family 12 member B. Gene Ontology annotation, molecular function: protein phosphatase binding; signaling receptor regulator activity. The record is from RefSeq and is a predicted model, not a curated record. Gene Ontology annotation, biological process: natural killer cell inhibitory signaling pathway; negative regulation of signaling receptor activity. Gene Ontology annotation, cellular component: external side of plasma membrane. The transcript has 7 exons. Lineage: Eukaryota; Metazoa; Chordata; Mammalia; Rodentia; Muridae. The coding region runs from base 246 to 935 and encodes 229 amino acids.